Molecule: messenger RNA, 3627 nt
Organism: Bemisia tabaci
Lineage: Eukaryota; Metazoa; Arthropoda; Insecta; Hemiptera; Aleyrodidae
Product: cathepsin B
Biological process (GO): regulation of catalytic activity; proteolysis
Molecular function (GO): cysteine-type endopeptidase activity
Source: RefSeq, a predicted model, not a curated record
CCGAAGAAUUUCUGCUGCAAAGAGUGGGGCGAUCGAUCAAUAAAAAGGUUUUAGAACGCUGUAAAACACUGACCGGAUAAUACAAGACGGCACCAUUAAUCAGUCAAAAAAUCUUGCGCUUAUCGGACGCUGAGGAUAGCAGUCAAUGAGAUGAUACAGUCUGCAUAAACAUGCUGAUAACCUACGAAUUGACGAUCCAAGAAAUAACGUGACAGUGAAUUAUAAGUGGAUAUUUGUGGAAUAUGUUACACGCAAUGGAUACCUUGAAUGCAGUAUGUGGCUCUGAAAAAUGUUGAAGCCUCUAGACAAACCAUCUUCUUCUCGUGGAAUGAAGGGGACGAUUAGCUGCAUGGUUAUAUUUUUGGUUCUGUGUCUCGGAUUAACAUGCAUUUUCGGAACGGCUUCGUCCCAUACCAUCGGCUUACAGACGGGCACUACGGUAAGACUUGCCACCAGCAACUUCCAUACGGGGAACGUGGAAUCAUCGCCCAACGAGGAAGGACACUUAAAGACUCGUUUGACCCGACAAGUGCAACUACAAAUAGAGCAGUCAAAAGAGGAUCAAGAAGAUGAAGAGGAGGUACACCAGGUUGGAGACGAGGAACAGAUUAGGACGAAUGGAAUAAAGGACAAGAACCAAGAAAAAGAAUCUGUGGAGUCGAAAUCAAAGGAAACUGAGGAAGAGGUGAGUAAAAGUGACAUUCAAAGGACUACGCCUGGAGAUCAAAAAGCAGAAAAGUCGGCGCACAAACUUGAUGACGACUCACAAGAGGCAGAGUUGGAGGAGCAAGGACGAGUUGGAGUAAAAAAAUCAGCAGCUGAAGCAGAGACGCAUGAUUCUGAAACUCAGGAACAAGAAGCUGAAGCCGAAAAAUUUGAUGGCGGUACUGAGGAGCAAGAGUCAACCGAUGCGGCAAAGUUGGGAGAGGGAGAAACUAAGGGACAUGAUAAAGGAAGCAUAAAAGAACAAUGGGAGACCGAGGAGGAGGAGGAACAGAAUAAUAAUGGAGCUGAUGCUGAGGGUCCUAAAGCUAGAGUGGGAAAACAGAAAACUUCAGGUCGAUGGUAUGGCUCAGAUGCUGCGACAGAAGAAGAUGAAGUCCAGGAAGAAGUGGCGUCCAAAAGUAGAGAGCGUGAAGACGAGGAUCGAGAUGAUAAGUCUGGGGGUCAAGAAGAAGAAUACCAGAAAAAGAAAGGAAAUGAACGAGGUGUGGACGAAGAAAGCCGUGAAGUAGGAGCUGAGAAAGAAAGUGAGGAAUCAAGAGAUGAAGAUCAGGGAACCGUGGAGAAAAUGCGGACGGCAGAGAGGAGAAGACAAAAAGCUGGAGAAGCAAGACGAGAGGCCGAGGAGGUAAGCAGAGAAAAAGAGAAGGAGGAAAAACGAAAAACCGAAGAAGAAAUGCGGGAGGCCGAGGAUGAGAGAAAAAAAGAGGUCGAGGAAGAGAAACAAGAGGUGGAAAUGGAAAAACAAGAUCCUGAGGACGCGAUAGAAGAAGCCGAGGAUAAGAGUCGAGAAGAAGGUGGAGUCGAAAAAAAUGAUAUAACGCCUAAUCAUCAGCCUAAAAAAGGACAAAAGGCUGAUGAAGAAAAACUAGAAUCGCAAGAAGAAACACAGGGCACUGAUGAAGAAAGAAGAGUGGCCGAAGAUGAAAGCAAAGAAAAGGACGCGGCAGAAAUCCGAAAAAAUGAAAUUGAAUAUCAAGAUGAAGAUGAUGACCGGGGGAGCGUAGAAAGCAAUGGAUCCACUGAAGACGAAACACGAGAAUCCGAGGGCGUAACCCAUGUAAAGAAAAAACCCACUGCGGCACCAAAAACCAAAAUAAAGGAGAAGAAAGCGGCUGUGGCGGAGAAACCGCGCAGAAUGAGGGGCGGAAAAACAACUGCGGCACCUGAAAUCGCGGAACAAAGUGCAAAGAGUAGAAAAUUCGUUGGAAAAACUACAUUCACCAAACAAAGAGCGGAAAAGGGUACACGAGGAAUGAUGGACUCGUCUGCUGAGACACCUGAAGUUGAAGAAGAAGGAGGAGCAAAACGCGGAAGAACGAAUGGGAGACACCGGGACCGUUUGAAGUUGAGAAAUACAAAUUCGACCUGGGUGUCGGACAAGUUCAUUGCCGCCAUUAAUAGCAAGCAAACUGAAUGGAAGGCCGGGAGGAAUUUCAGAGCUGACAUCCGGAGUAAAGUUCUGAAACGACUGGUUGGCGAGCGUUUGGGAAGCAGCAUUUCAUGGAGUGAAAAAUUCCAUUCCAUUCUGCCAAGCGUGUGGACUACAUUUAAGGGUGCGUUAAUGAGCUAUACCGUCACGCCUGAAUCAUAUGAUCUUCGUGACGAAACGGACUGCGUUAUGCGUCCCCUGGACACUGGUUUGGCAGCAACAAGCUGGGCACUUUCAACAGCGCAGUCUGUAGAAGAUCGAUGGUGCGCUACGAUGAGCUCGUCGCCCGGGAGAACCUUUUCAUCACAGUACCUAAUUAAUUGCUGUGAUGCGUGCACUGAUCAAAGUAGCACCAACGCCGGGAGUCCGAUGGAGGCAUAUAACUUUAUGCAGAGGAUUGGAAUACCAGGGAAGGAUUGCAAACCUUACUCUUCCUCGCCAGUCAUGAAAACAUUGGGAGCUGACGCUGUUAGUACAAAAGUGCGAGUACCACGCAUUGUAAAUGGUUGCAGCUCUGAGUGUGACGAAAGUGAUCUCCCUUUCGUUUUUACUGACCUGUGCAAAAUCAGGUCCUACCACUACAUAGUUCCCGGAUGGGCAUCAAGCAUCAAACACGAGAUCCGAAAUAGAGGUAGUGUGACAGCAGAGGUUACAGUCUACACUGACUUCCUGAAUUAUAAAGAGGGAGUAUACUCCCCGGUGGAAGGAGCGGAGCCAUUCGGUGACCUAACACUACGUUUGAUCGGAUGGAAUGGAUCCCACUCGCAGCUCCACUGGCUCGCGGUCGGGGUGUGGGGGAGGAAGUGGGGUGACAGGGGGAUGGUCAAACUCAAGGCCUUCGAUCCGAGGCUCAACUUGGAAUCGCGGGUGUCGGUGAGUACGGUUGACGGGACCCAGUGCAAGGAGGCGCAGCAACCGGAGGUGACAGGGUUCACCAUAGAGGCCAGCGACGUGGUCCAACGCCGUUUGGAAAAAAUAAGAUCGCGCCUGACAAAAGCUCGUUUUAUGUCGUCUCAAUCGCUGGUCGGCUCAAAAAAGCGGAACAGGAGGUAGGAUCGAGAGUCCUCUAUAGGGAGAGUUCAGACAUACGCACUGCCGUGGUAGCGAAGAUAGCAGUAAGUGUGAAAUUUUUGAAAUCGAGUAUUCUUAAAAACUCGUCUAAUCUAUUUAAGACGAAAUCACUGAAAAAGCUAAAACAGAAAAAUUCGUUUUAACUGUAUAAAAGCGAGAGACGUGAGAAAGUUGUAAGUGCGAAAAAAUGACGUAGUUACAGGCAAGAUAGUAGUAAGUGACAUUAUUCCUCCACACAGUCAAUGAAAACAGUGCUUUCACGUAAAGUGCAGCCCCUUUCUGCCAAUUUCUAACCUGGAAAUGUGUUUGUUGUGUGUCCAUGUGCGGGACUUAUCCAUUGUUGACUCUUACCAAACUUCUGAGCGGUUUUCCGUGUUCAUUAUAAUUAUCUGCGAAAAACU